Molecule: messenger RNA, 2344 nt
Organism: Mesoplodon densirostris (Blainville's beaked whale)
Lineage: Eukaryota; Metazoa; Chordata; Mammalia; Artiodactyla; Ziphiidae
Gene: EPS8L2
Product: EPS8 like 2
Exons: 21
Coding region: 201-2342 (713 amino acids)
Biological process (GO): regulation of Rho protein signal transduction; Rho protein signal transduction; positive regulation of ruffle assembly
Cellular component (GO): ruffle membrane; plasma membrane; vesicle
Molecular function (GO): actin binding
Source: RefSeq, a predicted model, not a curated record
CCCGCCCCAGCUCCUCCGUUCGUCCCUCUCUCGUCUGGAGCCAGGCUCCGACAGACGGGCGGACGGACGCGCGGACUAAGGGACCAGUGGGCGGCCAGGCGCGGGGCCGCGAGAGGAACAGGUGUGGGCCAGGCACUAAGCCCUGGACUCAGGCCACUCUGAGGUCUGCCCUCUCACCGCCAGCCACCGUCGAGGACGCCAUGAGCCAAUCAGGGUCCGUGAGCUGUUGCCCGGGUGCUGCCAAUGGCAGCCUGGGCCGGUCUGACGGUGUGGCCAAGAUGAGUGCCAAGGACCUGUUUGAGCAGAGGAAGAAGUACUCCAACUCCAAUGUCAUCAUGCACGAGACCUCCCAGUACCACGUCCAGCACUUGGCCACAUUCAUCAUGGACAAGAGCGAGGCCAUCGUGUCCGUGGAAGAUGCCAUCCGGAAGCUGGUGCAGCUGAGCUCCAAGGAGAAGAUCUGGACACAGGAGAUGCUACUGCAGGUCAACGACCAGUCGCUGCGGCUGCUGGACGUGGAAUCCCAGGAGGAGCUGGAGAACUUCCCACUGCCGACCGUGCGGCACAGCCAGACGGUGCUGAACCAGCUACGCUACCCGUCGGUGCUGCUGCUCGUGUGCCAGGACUCAGACCAGAGCAAGCCCGAUGUCCACUUCUUCCACUGCGACGAGGUGGAGGCAGAGCUGGUGCAUGAGGACAUCGAGAGCGCGCUGGCCGACUGCCGCCUGGGGAAGAAGAUGCGGCCACAGACCCUCAAGGGCCACCAGGAGAAGAUCAGGCAGCGGCAGUCCGUCCUGCCCCCGUCCCAGGGCCCGGCCCCCAUCCCCUUCCAGCGCUACGGCAGGGACUCGCCUUCCAAGAACCGAGUGGGCCUGCCCAUGCCGCUCGGAGACCCAGGCUUUCGCCGUUGGGAGUCGCAGGACGAGGAACCGAGGGCCGUGCUGGCUCAGAAGAUUGAGAAGGAGACGCAAAUCCUCAACUGCGCCCUGGAUGACAUCGAGUGGUUCGUGGCUCGGCUGCAGAAGGCUGCUGAGGCUUUCAAGCAGCUGAACCAGCGCAAGAAGGGAAAGAAGAAGGGGAAGAAGGGGCCGGCAGAGGGCGUCCUCACGCUGCGAGCACGGCCCCCCUCCGAGGCCGAGUUUGUCGACUGUUUCCAGAAGACCAAGCUGGCCAUCAACCUGCUAGCCAAGCUGCAGAAGCACAUCCAGAACCCUAGCGCAGCCGAGCUGGUGCACUUCCUCUUCGGACCUCUGGAUCUGAUCGUCAGCACCUGUGGCGGCCCAGACAUUGCGCGCUCCGUCUACAGCCCCCUGCUCUCCAGAGACACUGUGGGCUUCCUGCGCGGCCACCUGGUCCCCAAGGAGAUGGCGCUGUGGGAGUCCCUGGGGGAGACCUGGACACGACCCCGCUCCGAGUGGCCUCGGGAGCCGCAGACGCCCCCCUACGUGCCCAAGUUCCAGAGCGGCUGGGAACCACCCCUGGACGUGCUACAGGAGGCCCCCUGGGAGGUGGAGGGGCUGGCGUCAGCCCCCGUUGAUGAGCCAACUCCAGUGAGCCGCAAGUCCUUCAGAAACUCCCCAAAGCAUGGCCUCGCAUCUGAGCCCACACCCCAGGGAGACGUCCUCCCCCAAGUCAGCUCCCCACAUGCUCACAGGGGCUACGAACCCGCACCGGCCAUGGCCAGGUACGUCAAGGUCCUCUACGACUUCACAGCCCGCAAUGCGAACGAGCUGUCGGUGCUCAAGGACGAGGUCCUGGAGGUGCUGGAAGACGACCACCAGUGGUGGAAGCUUCGAAAUCGCAGCGGCCAGGCAGGCUAUGUGCCCGGCAACAUCCUGGCCGAGGCCCGGCCAGAGGACGCCCUCCUGGAGCAGGGGGUGAAAUACUGGGGUCCUGCCAGCCCAACCCACAAGCUGCCCCCAGGCUUUGCCGGGAACAAAGGCGAGCUGAUGCAGCACAUGGACGAGGUCAACGACGAGCUCAUCAAAAAGAUCAGCCACAUCAAGGCACAGCCGACGCGGCACUUCCGCGUGGAGCGCAGCCAGCCGGUGCACCUGCCGCUCACCUACGAGUCCGGCCCCGACGAGGUCCGCGCCUGGCUGGAAGCCAAGGCCUUCAGCGCCCGGAUCGUGGAGAAUCUGGGCAUCCUGACUGGGCCCCAGCUCUUCUCGCUCAACAAGGAUGAGCUGCGGAAGGUGUGCGGGGAGGAGGGCGCCCGCGUGUACAGCCAGCUCACCGUGCAGAAGGCCGUCCUGGAGAAGCAGCAAGGUGGGUCGGAGCUGGAGGAGCUCAUGAGCAAGUUCCAUUCCAAGAACCAGAGGCGUGCGGAGGAAGACAGCUAGGC